Vidua macroura (Pin-tailed whydah) is the source of this 4779-nucleotide messenger RNA. RefSeq names its product ring finger protein 170 (gene RNF170). Gene Ontology annotation, molecular function: ubiquitin protein ligase activity. The transcript is spliced from 5 exons. NCBI's taxonomy places the organism in Eukaryota, Metazoa, Chordata, Aves, Passeriformes, Viduidae. The coding region runs from base 888 to 1460 and encodes 190 amino acids. The record is from RefSeq and is a predicted model, not a curated record.
CAAGUGUUGGCAACAUUCAGCUCUCUGAUGUGGGGUGCUGCAGGCUUCUCUGAGGUUCUGGAAGAUGAUUUUGAAAGUUAUGGGAGCUUACUUACUGUACAGAGGCAUUCUUGAAAUCCAUCAAGUUGUGGGAUAAUGUAGCCUUUUUUAAUUGAUGCAUUAAGUAAUUAAAACUAAAUUUUGGCUAGUUCUUUUUAAGUUUUUGCCACAAGGUGGAGUAUGUUAGAUUAUGCUGUGCGCUUCCUGGAAUGUUCCUGGGAACUUUAGGGUAAAGGAAAGGAUAUCUGGAGUACAGUUUGCUGAGGCAGGACAGGGGUAGAUGUUUAGACUGAUAAGCAGUGGGUAGCAGAACAAUGGCACAGCAACAAGAGCCAGGCAAGUGAGUGACAGAGAGGAACUUUUUAGCAAAGCUGCUAGUCACAGGACAGAGAGUGGUGGUUUUAAACUGAAAGAAGCUAGGUUGAGAUGGGAUGUAAGGAAGAAAUUCUUUUCUGUAGGGUGGUGAGGCACUGGGAACAGGCUGCCCAGAGAAGUUAUGGAUGUGUCAUCCCUGGAAAUGUUCAAGGCAGGGUUGGAUGGGGCUCUGAGCAGCCUAGUCUAGUGGAAAGUGUCCCUACCUAUGGCAGGACAGUUGGAACUUAGUGAUCUUUAAAGUCCCUUCCAGCUCAGACCAUUCAAUGAUUCUAUGACUACAUCCACUUUGAACAGGAAGAGUCUAGGCCAUACUUUUGGAGAAUAUUAAAAACAGUCUUUCAUCAUGAUACUUCUUGAAAUAAUGACAGUGCAUAUUUAUGUGGAAGACAAAUAUGGCAAAAUGGGGAGAAAAAGUGUUUCAUGACAGUGACAUGCACAUGGCUGAUAUCUGUGUUUGGGCUUGGAAACACUAAAUGCUGCAACUGCAGGAUGCUUCUGCUGGUGAUCGGCAUCACUUCUAUACAGAUAUGUCGUGUCCAGUCUGUUUGCAACAGGCUACAUUUCCUAUAGAAACGAACUGUGGACAUCUCUUCUGUGGUUCCUGCAUUAUUGCCUACUGGAGGUAUGGCUCAUGGCUGGGUGCCAUCCGCUGUCCGAUCUGCAGACAGACGGUAACACUAUUCUUACCACUCUUUGGUGAAGAUCAGCAGGGUGCAGCCCAAGUGUUUCAAGAUGUUAAUGAUUACAAUCGAAGAUUUUCAGGACAGCCCAGAUCGAUUAUGGAGAGAAUUAUGGAUCUCCCCACUUUAUUGCGACAUGCUUUCAGGGAGAUGUUUUCUGUAGGGGGCCUCUUCUGGAUGUUUCGCAUCAGAAUAUUCCUCUGCUUGAUUGGAGCCUUGCUGUACCUGGCUUCACCUCUGGAUUUUCUUCCUGAAGCUCUGUUUGGAAUUCUGGGGUUCCUGGAUGAUUUCUUUGUCAUUUUUCUGCUGCUGAUAUAUAUCUCUAUCAUGUACAGAGAAGUGGUAACACAGCGUCUAAAUAGAUGAAAUGGCCAAAAGUGACCUAAAAGCAGAGUCAGUUGUGGAAUGUUUUAAAAAGAAAUCUAUAACAUAAGUAUGAUAUAGCAAGGUGCCUGUGUAUGAGUUCAGUAGUAACAAUUUCUUAGCUGGUUAUGUUAUACAAACAUAAAUGGUUAGUGUAUGGUGAUGCUUAACUGGAAUCUUUCAUUUGUGCAUUACAUAUGCUUCAUAAGGAUGAGGUUAGUUUUAUAAUGUUAUAAUAAACCACCUUCAUCUACUUCCACAUGAUUAACAACUGUGUAUAAUGAAAGCAGGAAACACUUUCUUUGGUGUGUUGUGGUUUUUGAAAAAGGAGUUCUAGAAAAGUACUUCAAACAAUAAGCCCUUUGCAUAAUCUAGAUGUGUAAGAAAAUUCAGAAAUUCUUCACAGUACGGUUAUCAUGACUGAAUUGUUUGAUGUCUCCCUGUUGUGGGCUAGAGAUUUUUGAAAUAAAAAUCUUUGUUUGUCUAUGGAAGAAGAAACCCAAGGACCACAUUACAGUUAUCACUCUGCAGUUUGCUCUUGUCCACAUGCUUCAGAAAAAUAAGGAUAAUACCUUGGUAUUGCUUGAACUGCACUAUGUACCAUGCAAUUGUAUUGCAUGCAAUUUGUACCAUUUUAUUUUUAUAUUUGGGAAUAUAUACACAGUAUCUGCUCUACAUUGAGAAACCAGUAUUAUGCACGUCACACUCAUUAGUGCUCUAUUUUUUUUAGUGAGAGCAUGGUUUUUCUCUUCACACUUUUUUAUUUGGUAAGUAUAUAUCUUAGAAGCAGAGGUUUUGUGCUGCUUUCGGUCAAUGCGAUAUGUCUGAAAUGCAACUUUGCAUUUCUGUAUAUGCAUUAAAACAUUCGGCCAGUUGGAGAGGACACUCAAAUUCCAAAUAGUGGUUGAAAAAACGAAGUCAGAACUGGAUGUUUACAGUACAUGUACAUGUAUGUGUAAAGUGUAGAUGUUUACCCAAAUGUACAUUCUGCAAGAUAUGUGUACUAAACAACAUAGAUGUUGGGGUCAUUUUCAGUUGGAGUUUUCUUGUUUGGUUGGUUGUUUGGUUUGGAUGUCAAUAGAAGAGGUUCUGAAUUAUCUUGAAAAAUAGUCUGUGAUAAAGGACCAUAAAAAAAUCUUGAAAAUGUUUUCAAAAAUACCAGGGUAUUAAUUAUCCUUAAAGCUGAUUUUUUUUUCAUUGAAAUUGAGCAUAGGCUAUCAUAGGUAUACAAGUAAUUUGAAAAUGCUCUCAUUUUGAGCAAUGAUUGUGACUAUAAAGGUCCAGGAUAUGACAGAUCAUUGUACUUUUUAGCUAGAGGAAUGAUAAUUGCAAUUUAACUUCCUGAGUACUUGAAAGACAGUGAAUUAAUAGGUGAUUCUUUGUGUGUUUACAUAUAUAGGUGAGGCUUAAAAUAAAAGGGACCUUUUCACCACUUCUGUGUUUUCCCCUUACAAGUGUCUUUCCACAGCUUCUAGCACUUAGGCAUGUGUAGGAAGAUGAUAGAGCUGAAACCUCAGGUGUCAGUCAUUGAGGGUGCAGAUUGUCCGUCAGUGUUCAAAAUGGCAUUGAUUUAAAACAAAGUUCACCGAUUCUUCAUUUGAAAAUUCAGUUUUGGAAAUCCAAGGCUAUUUUACAAACGAACUGGAAAGCUAAACUUUUCUUUGUUGCUGUUUGUUAGAGAUGGGCAAGAAGAGAAAAGAGAAGUGAAGCAUGAUUUGGAGGAAAAGAGCAAGAUAGAAAAUUACAUUUUUGGAAGCAAAUGCUAGCUAACUUUUCUUGAGCAUCUUGGUUGAGCUUUUCACCUUGUGUUGGCAUUGCUAAUGUAUGGUGAUGUUUUACUGGCUACCUCAGUUAAAACUCUUUAAGGUGUUAUUGAGUAAGGGUGAGAUAUUCAUAAGCUGUUAGGUGCAAUUUUAAAGCAAGAUAGUAGUUUAGGAUAUUAUGUAAGACAGGAUUUUACAGUUUUGCUGUAAGUAUUGUUUUUGGGUUUGGGGUUUUCUUUCCCAAGAAAUCUAGCUGAAAACAAGCCCCAAAAAUACUUUUUUGAUUGAGUAAAUUUAGCACCCUCUGUUCUCCUGGAGUUUAAGUUGUAGAUCUGCUUAGAGAAGAGUGUGAACUGCUCUUGUAGAGUAAUUGGAGUUUGUUCAUGGAAUUUGUUGAUCUGGUACUUCAUCCAUACUUUUACCCUAUGAUUAUAAUUUUCCCACGACUCUCUAAAUCCAGAGUGGAUACAGAUGUACGUGAAUCUGCUUACUGAUUGGUUUUCUUUGAAUUUCCCAAUUUCAUGCGCUACUGUGAAGUUCAUGUGGAAAUUCCCUAUCCCAUCUAAGGGGAUCUUGAAUAUCUGAAAUCAUACACAAACCACAUCGGAAAGACUAUAUAAAGUUUCCCUAUGUUCUUUUUCUUCAGUACAUUUGUGAUAGCCAGAAGGGUUUCACUCAGAGGCUUCUGCUUACUUUUGAAUAUUGAGUAACAUUGUAAUCUUAAAUUCAGCACAUUAAAUGCUUGACAGAAUUAGAACUGUUCUUUUCAGCAAUAUGUGUGCUUGCCUGUGGAUAUUCUUUUCUGGUCCUGCAAGCCAAUGAUAAACAGUAUUAUGACUUGUUCAGGCCUUUUUGUGUAAUGCAAAGAUGCAUCUGUCCUGGAAUGUCUGGCCACUGCUCCUUUCCACAAAUCUGAAAUAGCUAUAAGUUAGCUAUCUUGGUAGUUAGCUUGAGCUUAACCUAAGCUCUAGAACUCCCAAGAAGCUGGAGAUUAAAAUAUGAGCAUGUAGUAUUCCUGAAUUGUGUGCUGCCAAGUUGUUUUGUCAGCAAUGUGAAAGGUAAGGGUUAGGGCUGAACAGUGGCUUCAGAAUGUGUGCAGAGUGACUGCAAACAUCGCUAUAGUUUUGUCUCCUAAGAUGGGGCAGGCGUGUCACUAAGGGGGGAAAAUCUAAAAAAGGAAAACUACAGCAGGAAGAUGUAUGGGGAUAAAACACAGUUCUUAAAAGAUCACAUGGGCACCAAAAGCUAUGUGAAAUAUUUGAUUUCUCUAGCAAUAUUAACAAACAGGAAAACAAAAAUUAUACUUAAUAGCUCUUACAAAAUAACUUGUAGCAUCUUGAGGCCUAAUGAUCAUCACUGUAUAGAGCGAUUCAUUUCUGUGCUAUUUGUGUGCCGCACCACUGAUGUCUGUGAGAAUCAGGCACAACAGUGUGGUUUGGGGAUACAAUUUUGCCAUCAGUUUCAUAAAACUGUAGCAGUAUGUUACACUAGAUUUUUAAGACAAAAGAAUUUAAAACUACUUAUUGUUACUUUUAAUGAGAAUAAAUUGCUGUUAAAGA